Messenger RNA from Microthlaspi erraticum, 1854 nucleotides. NCBI's taxonomy places the organism in Eukaryota, Viridiplantae, Streptophyta, Magnoliopsida, Brassicales, Brassicaceae. The record is from the annotation of a GenBank genome assembly.
AUGUUCUGCCAAAAUGCUUUCAGGCAAAAUUCUCCACCUGAUGGAUUCAUGGAGCUGGCUUCUGAAGUUGCAGACCAUGCAGGUCGUCUUCCUUUGGCUCUAAACAUUCUUGGUUCGAGUAUGCGUGGGAGAAACGAGAAGUAUUGGGAAGACUUGUUGCCAACUCUUCGGAAAGGUCUAGAUGGGAAAAUUCAGAGUGCACUACGAGUAAGCUACGAUGGAUUAGAAAGAAAAGAACAUCAAGCAUUGUUUCGUUACAUUGCAUGUUUUCUCAACGGUGAUGAAGUCGAUGACAUCAAGUUGUUGCUUGCAGAUAGUGAGUUGAAUGUUGAUAUAGGUCUUGAAAUCCUAAUUGAUAGGUCCCUCAUACAUGUAUUACCAUUUGUGGAAAAAUAUAUCGUGGAGAUGCACUUUCUAGUAGAAGAAAUGGGAAAAGAAAUUGUCCGUGCACAGUCCGACGAACCAGAAGAACGGGAAUUCCUAACAGAUUCAAAGAAUAUAUGUGAUGUACUUGAAGAUAACACGGGUACCAACAAAAUUAUAGGUAUAUCAUUGAACAUUGAUGAGAUUGAUGUGUUGCAUAUACAUAAGAAAGGCUUCAACGGAAUGAGAAAUCUCCGUUUUCUAAACAUUUACACGAAAUGGUACUACAAGAAAGAAGUUAGAUGGUACUUAGGUGAAGGCUUCAACUAUUUGCCCCCUAAACUUAGGCUAUUGAGGUGGGACAAAUACCCAAUGAGACGCAUGCCUUCUAGCUUUUGUUCUAUAAAUCUCGUAAAGCUCCAAAUGCAGGGGAGCAAACUCGAGAAGUUGUGGGAAAGAAUUCAUUCACUUCCAGGACUCAAGGAUAUGAAUUUAAUGGGAUCUACAAACCUAAAAGAGAUCCCAGAUCUUUCUCUGGCCACUAAUCUCGAGAAACUUAAUCUUGCUCAUUGCUCGAGUUUGGUGGAGCUUCCUUCUUCUAUUCAGCAUCUCAGCAAACUGAAGAAGUUAGACAUGAAUUUCUGUAGAAGUUUGGAGAUUCUUCCAACCGGAAUGAACCUAAAAUCUCUCGAAAGGCUCAGUCUCAUGGGAUGCUCACGGUUGAAGAGUUUUCCGGAUAUCUCAAGCAACAUCUAUGUACUCGACUUAAGCCAAACAGCAAUUGAAGAAUUUCUCCCUAACUUGCGUUUAGAGAAUCUUGUCGAGCUUCAUUUGUGGGGAAUAAAAAGUGACAAAUUGUGGGAAAGAGUUCAGGUAGCCGCUUACACCCAUCAUGGCCAUGCUAUCUCCCUCUCAGAUAUCCCAACUUUGGUGGAGCUUCCUUCUUCAUUUCAGAAUCUCAAUAAUCUGGAAAGGUUGGGCAUUAUAGACUGCAUAAAUCUGGAGACUCUUCCAGAUGGCAUCAAUUUCGAAUCUCUUAAUUUUCUCGAUCUGUCUAGAUGCUCACGGUUUAGGAUUUUUCCUGAUAUCUCAACCAACAUCUCAUGGCUCACUCUAAGCGGAACAGGGAUCGAAGAGGUUCCUUGGUGGAUCGAGAGCUUCAGUAAUCUAUGGAGGUUAAGAAUGUGGGAAUGCAAAAACAAUGCUCCUCCUCUUGCUGUGCUGAACUACGAUCACGUGGAUAUACAACUUCACGUGGAACUGAAUAAGGUGUCUCCGUUUGGAUUAAAGAGAUGGGGUGUACGCCUCUUGAACGACUAUUCAUCAGCAGAGAACCGACUUGGUAAUCCAAAUACUCUUCUUCCACAUGUUUGUGAAGCCGAUGAAGACAGUAUGGUUAAUGAUGAAAGCCAUGAGACUGAACAAGGUGAAGAAUGUGGAGAUUGCUUGGUGGAGACGGAGAGAUGCAGGAAGCGUAUGCGGACUACAUGA